This is a messenger RNA of Danaus plexippus (monarch butterfly), 1027 nucleotides long. RefSeq names its product phytanoyl-CoA dioxygenase, peroxisomal-like. The transcript has 4 exons. The record is from RefSeq and is a predicted model, not a curated record. Gene Ontology annotation, biological process: fatty acid alpha-oxidation. Lineage: Eukaryota; Metazoa; Arthropoda; Insecta; Lepidoptera; Nymphalidae. Bases 33 to 830 code for a protein of 265 amino acids. Gene Ontology annotation, molecular function: phytanoyl-CoA dioxygenase activity.
AUUUGAAUGUACAUUUUCCAUACAACUUCGACAUGGUUCGGUUAACUGAAGAACAGAAAAAGUUUUACAAGGAAAAUGGAUUCAUUCAUUUAAAAAAGUUAAUAAAAGACGGUGAACUAAAAACAUUAUCACAGGAGUAUGACGACUUGUUUAGAAGAAAGAAUCAACAGAAAAUCGAGAGUCUUUGGGUUGGUGGAGAUGAUAACUUUAGAGAAACCGGUAGCCCUUACACCGUUAAAGGUAUUCACAACUUGCAAUACCACAAUGCUGUUUUUGGUAAGUUAUUAUAUAAUGACAGCCUUCUAGACGCGCUAGAAGACGUCAUGGAUACAAAGAAUAUAGCGCUACAUCACACCAAAGCUCAUUUCAAACCUCCAGAAAAAGGUGGCUCGUAUCCCAUGCACCAGGAUUAUCCAUACUUUCCAUACAAAAACGACUCCAUGGUAGCAGCCUUUAUUCAUUUAGACGCUGCAAGUCCUAAAAACGGAGGAUUGUUUGUGUACCCAGGCUCACACAAGCUGGGACCGCUAGAAGAUUUUGGCCCUAAAGAAGGAAGCAAUUUCCACUAUGUGGAUCAGAGUAAAUAUCCAAUCGAGAAGGCGAUUCCAGUGGUUGCUGAAGCUGGGGACGUAGUUAUCUUCUCUUAUCUUUUGAUACACGGCAGUACACCGAACACAUCUGAUUGUCCAAGACGAAUGUUCUUAGCUCAAUAUUAUGAUGCUCAUGAUUGUCCUGUUGGCGGAGAGCCAGGUCAGCCUGGACGAGGAUGGCUGCUGCGAGGAGUCAACCGGGACAGAGACGCUACUGUUGCUAACCGAAGAAAAGAUUAAAACGAUUAAAACGACUUUAGUGUUUGUAAUAAUAGCUAUUGUUAAUAAUUAUAUGUUAAUUGAUUAAAAUAACUGGUUUUUGCAUAUAGGUAGGUAUAUUAAAUAGAAAUGCAUUUGUUGUACUAUUUAUUACUAAUAAACUAAAUAAACUUUUAUAUAAAAUGGAAAUUUGUAAUUUACCCUUUCUUGAUUAUUAU